AUGGGUCUGAUUCUCCCCUCGGUGUGCGUGUUAUUAGGCUUGCUUUCUCCGUGCGCGCGUGCCGAAGAAGGCUCGAGCGUCUGGGCCGAGCUCGCGCUGCCGGAGCUCCGGGUCAACCAAGAGAGGCAGCUCGGUCCGCCAUACCUGCACCUCCCGGUCUUCCUGCACUCCAGGGUUCCUCUGCUGGACAAAGCCCACUUCUCCCCAGCGCGCGGCUCGGGGCUCGAGAAGCUUCCCGAGCGCGUGAGGAACGUGCUGGUUCCCCCUCCAGCGCCCGCGCGCUCGAGCGGCGCUGAGAACGGGCGGAACCGCUUGCGCGUGGCUUGCAGCGCCACACAGAUGCGCGUGAAGGUCCCCAGAGAGACGGUGGGCUCCGCUGAGGGGCUCAGGCUGGGCACGUGCGAUGUGAGCUGGUCAACAAAGAAGCAUCUCGUCUUCCUUCAUGAUCUCCACCAGUGUGGAACCAAAAGAGAGAUAAUAAAUAACAGGGUGGUUUAUUCCAACACGCUCCACUACGCCCCUCUGGAGGCCUUGGGGUCAGAAAAAAGGCCUUUCUCCGUACCUGUGAAGUGUCACUUCAACAGGUUCCACUACUCCUACAAAAUCGGUUUUGUGCCUCAGGUUGAAACUCUGAGGCUCUUCAAACCCAUGAAGACGAAGGGCAGCGUCUCACUGAGCGCGUAUGACGCUCAGUGGAACAGACUGAACUCGUCUGAAGGCUAUAUCGUCGGUCAGCCCAUGUACUUUGAGGUGGAAGUUUUGUCGGUUGCAGAAGAUCAAAGGUUAUUUGUGAACUCGUGUCACGUGACCAUGAACAGUUCUCGCCUCUCCACACCGCGGCUCAGCGUCAUCGACAACUAUGGAUGCAUGGUGGACAGCAGGAGCAGCAGUGAGUCGAGGUUCCUGAAGAGCAGCAGGAGGAACGUGGUGAGGUUUUCUGUGGAAGCGUUUGUGUUCCAGGGAAAGCUGGCUAAGCAGCUGUACAUGCACUGCGAAACCACAGUCAGCAGCGCGACUCCGACUGCAACCUCAAAGUUCUGCACCUACAACCAGAAGAGCGGCAGGUGGGAGGAACUCUACGGCUCCAGUGCUGUUUGCUCCUGCUGCAACUCGACAUGUCUCUCUGGCGCCCCCACUGGUGACGAGUCCAACAGAACGGACACUAGUGAUCAGAGCUCCCUGCAGGUGGGUGAGUAUGUGGGCGAAAUCACAGACGAGAGCGUGAAAGUGGAACAUCUGACCACAGCGCAGAAGGAGGAUGCAGUGGAGCCACACCGGACGUUUGAGGAGGUGUUUGGACUGGACUGAAUUAAAGACCUUAAAGUAGGACACUUGAUAAAUGAAGAUUCACUGAUGCAGAAUGACUUUCCAAUCAAAUGUCAAUAAAAACAAAACAAGGCUAAUCUUGUUUCCAGUUUCUAUAAUAUACCAAUCAUAAUCCCAGUAAA
This is a messenger RNA of Colossoma macropomum (tambaqui), 1448 nucleotides long. RefSeq names its product zona pellucida glycoprotein 3d tandem duplicate 2 (gene zp3d.2). Lineage: Eukaryota; Metazoa; Chordata; Actinopteri; Characiformes; Serrasalmidae. The transcript has 8 exons. The record is from RefSeq and is a predicted model, not a curated record. Gene Ontology annotation, cellular component: extracellular matrix. Gene Ontology annotation, biological process: positive regulation of acrosome reaction; egg coat formation; binding of sperm to zona pellucida. Gene Ontology annotation, molecular function: acrosin binding. Bases 1 to 1308 code for a protein of 435 amino acids.